Messenger RNA from Cheilinus undulatus (humphead wrasse), 4574 nucleotides. It is a transcript of the gene chpt1, whose product is annotated as choline phosphotransferase 1. Gene Ontology annotation, cellular component: endoplasmic reticulum membrane; Golgi apparatus. Gene Ontology annotation, biological process: phospholipid biosynthetic process. Gene Ontology annotation, molecular function: diacylglycerol cholinephosphotransferase activity. Bases 191 to 1339 code for a protein of 382 amino acids. The transcript has 8 exons. Lineage: Eukaryota; Metazoa; Chordata; Actinopteri; Labriformes; Labridae. The record is from RefSeq and is a predicted model, not a curated record.
CAGAAACGUACAGACUAUCGACAACUCAUGGUUCCGCUGUGAAAAUGGCAGCUAGUCAUCUAGCUAUAAAUGCCAAAUGAGCAGCUAUAUUUUAGAGUCGGCGGAGAGAAGAUAGCCUAGUUUUAACCACUACCCGACAGCAUUGGGAGGUUUGUGAGAGGUAUUUGAGGAGUGACUUGGCAGAAACACAAUGCCACAUUUCCUGUGGCCAGAGCCGCUGUCACCCGCUCAACUUAAGCGGUUAGAGGAGCAUAAAUACAGCGCCUCUGGUCGGUCCUUGUUUGAGCCUCCGUGUCAGAUCUACUGGAACUGGCUCAUCCAACAAACACCGACAUGGAUCGCACCAAACACCCUGACCAUAGUUGGACUGUUGGUCAACAUCAUCACCACGGUGGUGCUUGUGUAUUAUUGUCCCACGGCAACAGAGGAGGCUCCAUCAUGGGCGUUUCUCAUGAGCGCUAUGGGCCUCUUCAUCUACCAGUCUCUGGACGCCAUCGACGGGAAGCAGGCUAGGAGGACAAACAGCAGCUCGCCGCUCGGGGAGCUCUUUGAUCACGGCUGCGAUGCCGUCUCUACAGUCUUCGUCGCUGUGGGAACGUGCAUCUCAUGUGGAAUAGGAAGAUACUCAAACUGGAUGUUUUUCUGUGGGUUCAUCGGGAUGUUUUUGUUCUUCUGCGCUCACUGGCAGACCUAUGUGUCAGGAACACUCCGCUUUGGCCUGAUUGAUGUCACAGAGGUGCAGUUUGCCAUCAUAAUCAUGUAUUUAAUGUCAGCUUUCGGGGGCGUCAGCCUCUGGCAAACAACGUUGCCUGUCAUUGGACUGCAGCUGUACAUGUUCCCCAUCAUGGGCAUCAUAGGAGGGGCCCUCUACUCGUGCUACAACUACUUUCAUGUUAUUUUGAACGGAGGUGUCGGCAAAAAUGGCUCCACGGUGGCUGACACCAGUGUGCUGAGUCCUGGUUUGCAUAUCAGCCUCAUCCUCACCUUGGCCUUCAUCAUUUUUAAGAAGUCCUCCACCCAGUUGUUUGAGCAUCAUCCUUGUUUGUACCUCCUCGCCUUUGGCAUGGUCAUCUCCAAGAUCUCCAACAAACUGGUGAUCGCACACAUGACGAAGAGCGAACUUUACCUCCCUGACACAGCCUUCAUAGGCCCAGGCCUCCUCUUCCUCAACCAGUACUUCAACAGCUUCAUUGAUGAACACAUAGUCCUCUGGGUGGCUAUGGUCUUCUCCUUCCUGGAUCUAGCCCGCUACUGCACGGGCGUGUGCCUCCAGAUCGCCUCCCACCUUCGCAUCCGAGUCUUUAGCAUCACACCGCCAAGCCAAGCCCACCGAGACUGACGGCUUGCCCGGCGGGAGGAGGCGGGGGGAGACGCAGAUCUCUCCCCGCUCCUGAAAGCAGAUGACAGCGAGGGGAGACCCUCGACCCCGAGCCUCGACAAAGUGACCACUUCGGAGUGAAACUGCCUCACCCACCCUAUGUAGAACAAAAAAACAAACCAAAAAAUAACAAAGACUUCUAAAAGGCUUUGAAAAGCAUGGAUCUAUUUGAGUUAGCAAGCUGAAUUCCACAUUGGCUGUUGGAGUCGAUAAGUUCUUAAUUUAAACUUUGGUGCAUUUUGUCAGAAAAUAAGGAAGAUUUUUACAUUGUCAUGCUUUUUCAACUAAAAUACCAAAAAAUGAAUCUUACAGGUGCUUUACAGCUUGGGCAAGUAUCAAAGAAUUCCCAUCUGCUUUAGGAUAUGCAUCAAACCUGUAGAUUGUUCUUUAUUUGAGACAAAAGCUGUGCAUCCACCAAGCAGUCCAGCCCAGCUUGGUUUGGUAUCAUUAUUUGCGUUUCCUGGUCAAAAGUUUAGGACGUCACCAAAACACCUGAUCCUGUACUGUCCUACUUUUUAGCACCCUUCUGUUAUGGUGCUAAAGAGUGGAACUAGACUCACUGCAGUCCAUUGAUUGGUCAGAAGGACCAUAAUUUUCCAUGGGACAGUGGUAACAUGGACAAAGACAAAAACGCCAUCUUUAGUAUUGCCUUAAGAGGCUAGCUAGCUACGCCUUUUGAACUGCUUUUCUCCCUCAUCUUGUCAUAAACAUGUUUGUUAAGGAAAUGGUGAUGUUCCAAAUGCAAAAACGACCUGUACUGUCUUACUUUUUUGGAACCUCUCUGUUUGGGCCCCAAGGUUACCUAUCCAACCCUAAAGAGUGGAACUAGUCCCAUCAUUGGUCGAGGGAACCGUCACUUCCUGUGUGACACCAGUAGUAAUGGCCAGCCACAAACCACCAUGUUUAGAGAUUAGAGUUUGGCUACUACUUUUUAACUGCUUUUCUCCAGUUUGUCAUUAACAUACUUUCACAGGCUACGGUGAUGUACUGUUUAGCAAACAGACCUUGUAAAGUACUGCUUGGAUUGAUAUAUCGAAUUUAUUCAAGACGACAAGUGGCAAGUGUAGUGAUAUGUCAUUUGCAAAUUAGUUGGGACACUGAGGGGGUUUUUGUCCCUUUCCUAUUUUUCAAUAUACAGUACUGUGCAGAACUUUUAGGUACUUUUUAGGGCCAAAAAUUGAGCCUGAAGUAAGGCAUAGAUGUGUCGAGUAAGCCACCACCAGUCAGGCUGGAAGGAGGAUUGACACAGCCCUGGUUGUGCUUUGGAUGCUUUUGCAUAUCAUCAGGGGCAAGGGAGAAAAAACUGAUAGAUAAAAAAAAAAAAAAACAUCCAAAGACCACACAAGAUGGAUGUGGCUCUAAAAAGUGGAACUGGGCUCACUGCAGUCCAGUGAUUGGUCAAAAUAACCAUCAUUUCCUGUGCGACAGCAGUAAUAAUUGACAAUCACAAAAACGGCAUGCAUUAGGAGGUUAGCUCCUACUUUUUAACUGCUUUUUCCCUCAUUUUGACCUUGUGAAGUAAUGGUAGGAUAGAAAUAGCUCAGUUCAAGACAUAAAGAGACAUCAUAGUGAUGUGUCAUUUGCAAACAUCUUUGUUUUUGCUUGGUAAACAUAAAAAAAGCCAAAAUGUCACAAAAUAAAGAGCUGUUUGAGGUUUGAAAGCCUGGCUCUAGAACUGAAGAACUGAGCUAAGAAGAUCCAGAUCCCAUAAAAGCCAUAAUUCCCUUCACUAUGAGUGAAGCUGGAUAGACAUUGGUUGUGGAAACACAAGCAAAAUCAGGGUUUACUGUGCCAAACCAUGCCAAACUCACCUUGGCGACAGAGUGUUUGUGAAGGGGAGAACCUAUCAGAAUAAACCCGGAGAGCAAUUGGACAACCAUUCAGUCCGAGUCCCAAAACAGGACGUGGUAACCCGGUUGGGAGACAAACAAAAACAUCUUUACCACCAUCUUCUUUUGAAAGCAUACCCAUUCAUAGCUUCUUUUCACUUGCUACCAUUGUUUACAGGCUUGCAGUUCAACUUAUCCAUGCCUUGGUUUUGGUCUGAACAGAAACAAGCAUGUCAGCUCAAAGCUUUCUAAGACGGAUCUGCCUGAUGACAGACAUGGAAUCUGGCCAGUCCCUAUGCUUUGAAAGGUUGCUCCCAAACCAGACUGCUUGGUGGAAAUGCACCAAAAUAUGCUGACAUAAAAAAGCUAAAUCUCUUUGAUGAUUGCCCAAACUGAAUGUAUAGCCUGUUAAGUUUUCGUAAUCUUUUGUUCGUAUUUAUUAAUGAAUGUGUCUAAAUCUGAAAUGAUCAGGGCUUAAAAUCGGAUUUUAAAAUGACCUUUAAAACCUCAUAAUUUCUAAUGACGUUUGCAAUGUGGGUUGGCAGGGUGUUAUGGCUUUGUGCAGGGGUGACAGUCGGUGUUAGUGCUGAAAACGACGACACGUUUUCUACAAGGCUUCUCUUGCAUACAUCUUUAUGUUGUUUGUUUCUUUGUCACUCAUCUCAUUCCACAAUCCUGGAAAAAAAGAAAACUCUGGCCUUUGGAGCGCCGUCGACUGAUGAAGCAUUAACACGUGGCUUGUUCUGCUUUCUCUGUUCUUCUCCCUGAAGGGCUAAAUGUUAAUUUUUUGUGAUUGUACAGUUCAACUGAAGACGCCUUAAUAUUUUUGUUGUAAUUACUGUUAAACUUGUGAAUAUUUAAAACCGCUUUGUACGUUUUGUUUUUCCACGGAAGUAUCGUACCACACGCAGCAAUCAUAAAAAUACACUACCACAGGACAUUUUUUUAACUGUUCACCCAUAUCUUUACCCAUACAGAAAUACAAAAUGUAUAGAUGACUGGAAAACUUCAAAGAUUUGUUGGAUUAUCAAUCAUUUUGUAAUGAUUUAUUAUCAGUGACUAGAGUAAUCUGACAUACACGUUCAGGUUUAGUGGGAUAAAAAGGGAAAUGACUUUAGUGCCGGUAAUUCAUGUAAGGGUAAAAAUGUUAUAUUUUAAAAAUAAAGUGAUCUUUUCUCAGAUUCUGCUCAUGCAGGAUGACAGACAUAGAAGAUGAUUUUUCAUAAUUUAUGAUGGACUUUUGAAACUAUGCAUUGAGUAAGAACUUUUGAUUUCAACACCAUAUUGCACUGUACUAUAAGACAGAAAAACACCUUUCUACUAACAGAUAAGAGUGGAAAAGAUUGUAAUAAAGAAGAUAUUUUUCA